GAGUUGGGGGGGGGGAGUGUGAGAGUGUGAUGCUACAACCUCCUUAUAAAGGGACUCUCGCUCACGUUGCGGCUCGGAAAUUAGAGCACAUUGCCUAAAAGUGCGAUCUCCACGCACGCACUCACUCACUGACACGCACGCAUCCACACACACAUCCACCGCACACGCCGAGCGCCGCAGCCAUGAACUGGAUGAACGCUGAGGAGACGCUCCGCAGGGCCGAGGCGCCUCUCUUCUGGGUCGGCGCGUUCACCGUGGCCUCGCUGGCGCUGUGGCUGCUCUACAGGCUGCUCUCGGGCUUCAGGAUCUGGGUGCUGGGGAACGGACAGCUGCUCUCCCCGAGGCUGGGCAAGUGGGCAGUUGUGACGGGAGCCACGGAUGGAAUUGGGAAAUCCUAUGCGGAGGAGCUGGCUCGUCGAGGAUUCGCCAUGAUGUUGAUCAGUCGCUCCCAGGACAAGCUGGAUGACGUGGCCAUGUCGCUAAAGGAGCAGUUUAAAGUCGAGACCAGAACCAUUGCAGCUGACUUUGGCAAGACGGACAUCUACAACAAGAUCGAGGCGGGCCUGGCUGGUCUAGAAAUUGGAGUUCUGGUAAACAAUGUCGGUGUGUCGUACCCCUACCCCGAGUACUACCUCCAAAUUCCUGAUCUUGACAACUUCAUCACAAACAUGAUCAACGUCAACAUCACCUCAGUGUGCCAGAUGACUCGUCUGGUGCUGCCCAAAAUGACUGAGAGGUCCAAAGGUGUAAUCCUGAACAUCUCCUCCGCAAGCGGCAUGUACCCCGUCCCUCUGCUUACGGCCUAUUCCUCCACAAAGGCCUUUGUGGAUUUCUUCUCUCGUGGCCUCCACGAGGAGUACAGGCGUCAAGGCAUCAUUAUUCAGAGCGUGCUGCCCUUCUUCGUGGUCACUAAAAUGACUCGUAUCAAGAAGCCCACCCUGGACAAGCCCACACCGGACCGCUACGUGGCGGCUGAGCUCGCCACUGUGGGGCUGCAGGACCAGACCAACGGCUACUUCCCCCACGCUGUCAUGGGUUGGCUGACCACUAAGCUGGUUCCGAUGAAACUCGUCAUCUUCUUUGGCGCCAGGAUGAACCGCCUGCAGCGCACUGGGUACCUGCAGCGGAAGAAGCUGCGGGAGCAGAAGAACGGAGGCGCUUUGAAGACCGACUAGGAAGACGUGCUCUUCAGGCCCCGGUGCAGCGUUUAAGGAAAGCGGAGGUUGUGUUGUGGUUUUUGUGUAGAUCUCAGACGUGCACCUUCAGUAAGUUUGCACGUGGAAGCACAUUUAUGACUGUUUAGAAAAGGUAAACUCGGCCCUGAUGAGAAAUGUCAGGGGUGAAAUAGCCAAAGAAGGAAUGGGGCCGAAGUGAAAAUAAAGUGCUGCUCAUGACAAAGGACUUUGAAUACAUUCAGUCACUGAUUCAUGAUGGAGAUUAUAAACGACAAAAAUAGUGAUUUGUUAACCCUGCUGUUGUAAGCAGUGGAAAAUGGUGGUGGGAAUCUUUUUAUAUAUUUGUAAAAUAAUUUAUUUUAUAUUUAGUAUGAAUACACUCUGACAGUUUUUUAAGGCUUCCAAGCUUCCAACCUAGUUCUGUUUACAAACCCAUGAGCCGUUUAAGGAUGGCAACCUCUGCUUUCUGUCACGUCUGUUUACUUUCAUUACUAAACUGCCAUCGUCUUGCAAUGGUUUCUUUUUAUUUUAUAUAUAUUCUUGGGUGUUAACAAAAUACUUAAAUUAUACUUUCUGGUGGGUUGUUGUUGCACAAAUGUUUUGCUUCUCCUAAACCCGAAGUGUUCUCAUUAACUGGUAUUGAUAAAAAGUGCCUUUCUACGGAGAAUGAAUGCAGGAAAAGGUCAGGCAAACGAGUGGUUGUCUGGUUCAGAAUGUUUUCUGAAAGCUCCAUUUUGUGCUUCCUUUUUAAUCAAAAUGUAAACCUUCAAAGACAGAAAAACCUCAACUGCUGUGCAUUUGCAGUCAUUCCUCCAGUGUUGUUUUUGAGAGGAUUUCACAGGGAUCGAGAAUAUUCCCUUCAGUUGGAGUUUAAAGUAAAGUGCCUAAUGCCUACAGACUGUCGCAAAAAACUGAACUGCUCUUCCUCUCACAUGUUUAUGCACGAAUGAAUAUUCCAUGCAACUUGGGCUGACCUGUGCGUAACAAAGUGGUCGUGUGAAUGCUUCUCAGUUUUUGUACGGUUUGUCUUUUAAAAAAAAAAUAUAUCUGCUUGGAAAUCAAAAAAUGUUAAUUAAAAUUUCUAUGUCUAAAAUA
This is a messenger RNA of Gasterosteus aculeatus aculeatus (three-spined stickleback), 2270 nucleotides long. It is a transcript of the gene hsd17b12a, whose product is annotated as hydroxysteroid (17-beta) dehydrogenase 12a. Lineage: Eukaryota; Metazoa; Chordata; Actinopteri; Perciformes; Gasterosteidae. The record is from RefSeq and is a predicted model, not a curated record. Gene Ontology annotation, cellular component: endoplasmic reticulum. Gene Ontology annotation, molecular function: oxidoreductase activity.